Molecule: messenger RNA, 774 nt
Organism: Mycena indigotica
Lineage: Eukaryota; Fungi; Basidiomycota; Agaricomycetes; Agaricales; Mycenaceae
Exons: 6
Coding region: 1-774 (257 amino acids)
Source: RefSeq, a predicted model, not a curated record
AUGGGCAACCGUUUGCGAGGAAGAUACACCAUUCCUCGUUAUGCUCAGGCUGUCGAACCGUCCCACACUUGCGCGGCGCAUAGGCUUCAAGCUAUAACGCAAUCUCACUCGUCUCACUCCCAUACCAGUCUCCGGCUAUCUCGGUCAUUACUCGGAGCCCGGUUCCUUCCCGUAGGCCUGAGCGAAAAAGUUUUUUUUGCUGCCAAAAACACACACCGCUCAAACACAGCCCACGUCUGGAACGGCUGCGGAAAGAUAACGAGUGUUCUGGCCCCUGGGACGAGUGGUGGAGGGGAAGACAUUGUCAUGGGCAACUUGUGGCCCGUGUCGAGCGCGAGGGCCGAAGGACAGAGUUCUCUGGAGACAUUUUUCCGCGCUCCGCAACUCACACGCGACUUGGAGAGGAAAGAAGGCGACAAGCGGCGCACCGCCCCGCUCCUCUUCCAUCUUGGCCACGCCGUUUCCCUCCUCUGUGAGCUCGAAAUCAAGCAUUCACCGCCUGACUAUGGCUGUUCAUCCUACGACCUCUAUAUCCUGGUUCUGCGGUCGGUCGGGCUCUAUCGCCGGUGUCACGUGUCCCCCGGCGCCGGAUCGGGCAAAACGGCAUUCUCUCUUAACGACCACGCCGCCUCAAUAAAGCCGCCUGUCGCUUGCUCCCGCGCCAGCGCGAGAUUGUCGAACCCCCAGCAGCGACUCCCGACAUCUUCACUUGUCACUAGUGCUAUGGCAGCGUCCGCAAUGGCCAAGAUCGGCGGAGGGAGAGAAUGGACAUAG